GCAUUUAUUCAUUUGGUCCACUUUUUAAAAUCAGUUCCUAAAAAACCUAAACAAAGCUGACGUUUCCAUGUGACAUUUACCGCUGUGCCUACGUGUAACGUGAUUUUGAUUCGUGUCAUUCGCGUAUGUGUGGAAGUGAGGCCGCGGUGGAUUAGUUUUCAUCAUUACAAUACAAGUGCAGUUCACUUCAAAAAAGUAUUGUACCAGAAACACUUCUUUUAUAUUUAGUACAUAGCUGUUAUUUUUAGACACAACACACAAAAAUGCCUGCUUCUCCGAGUUCUACGAAUGUGGGUUCAGGUGGAAGAUCCCCCUCAAAGGCUGUCGCUCCCAGGUCUUCUAUGGGAAGCAGUGUAAGGCAGAGGAAGACGACUACCACAACUACUACUGCCAGGAGAAAUACAGGUGCAGGAACUGGAGGAAUGUGGCGUUUUUACACUGACGAUUCUCCUGGCAUCAAAGUAGGUCCAGUACCAGUCUUAGUAAUGUCUCUUCUAUUCAUCGCAUCCGUAUUCAUGUUGCACAUCUGGGGAAAAUACACGAGAAGCAGCUCAUAGAUGAAAUUCCAGCGUUUCAUCAUUCCAUCUUCCACCUAUUUAAUGCAUUUUUGAACUGUAUAUUUUAUAUUGUUAUAAGUAUAAAAUGAAGUGUUUUUGAUUUAUAUAUAUCAUAAAAUUUAAUGGAAAAAUACACUCCUUUUCAUAUAA
Molecule: messenger RNA, 707 nt
Organism: Diabrotica virgifera virgifera (western corn rootworm)
Lineage: Eukaryota; Metazoa; Arthropoda; Insecta; Coleoptera; Chrysomelidae
Gene: Sec61beta
Product: protein transport protein Sec61 subunit beta
Exons: 3
Coding region: 264-557 (97 amino acids)
Biological process (GO): intracellular protein transport
Cellular component (GO): Sec61 translocon complex
Source: RefSeq, a predicted model, not a curated record